GGGAAAACCAAAACACACACGAAGAGAGGGCUUCGUGGCUGCCUGGCGUGACAGGUGUAACAAGAACUCUGUUGCUUGUAGUUCGGCAUGACAGAUUUACACCUACACAGCUUUUUUCUUGCACACUCCUCCCACGCGGGGUUGCCAGAUGAUGAAUAUCCUGUGCAAAAGUAUCGUACUCGUAUUGCAAUCAUGCAUUACAAAUUCUUUUCUGAAGGUAAAACAGCAUUACAAAUUUCAUUUCUCAUGCUGAGGGAAUUUGUCAUGCAUUUAUACGAAUACGAUACUUUUGCAGUUCAUAAUGAAGCCAGAUUGCUGAUGUUCUACUCUGCAUUUAUUAUUAUGCUGGAAAGGGAUUAUGGUGGAGGGAUGGAAAGUGCGGGGGAAAUGGUGUUACAGACAUGACGCAGCAAUCAAUGCAGUUGUGAAAAAUUUAGUCGCAAAAGAUACUAGUAGAUCGACAUAUCUCAAAAAUCUAAAAAGAUAGCGUCUGACCUGCGGGCGGCUACAAGAACUACCAUGCAAAAACUUAAAAACAGCAUUGGCAUUACUAUGGUCUCUUUAGCUCUACGUGUAAGAUUUUACUAUGAAACCUAGACACACGACCGAUGAACUACCAUGAUCUACUAAAAGAAUUAGCAGAGUGCCGGCGGAGUAGUUUUUCAGAUGCAAG
Messenger RNA from Amoebophrya sp. A120, 673 nucleotides. The record is from the annotation of a GenBank genome assembly. Lineage: Eukaryota; Dinophyceae; Syndiniales; Amoebophryaceae.